Paramormyrops kingsleyae is the source of this 3375-nucleotide messenger RNA. RefSeq names its product eomesodermin-like. Gene Ontology annotation, molecular function: DNA-binding transcription factor activity, RNA polymerase II-specific; RNA polymerase II cis-regulatory region sequence-specific DNA binding. Gene Ontology annotation, cellular component: chromatin; nucleus. The record is from RefSeq and is a predicted model, not a curated record. NCBI's taxonomy places the organism in Eukaryota, Metazoa, Chordata, Actinopteri, Osteoglossiformes, Mormyridae. Gene Ontology annotation, biological process: regulation of transcription by RNA polymerase II; positive regulation of DNA-templated transcription; endodermal cell fate specification.
UGAAAUAUAGUUUUAAUUUGAAGAUUUUUCUCUAUUUCACCCUCUUUAUCUCUGAAUAUCACGCAGCAAAAUGACAGAGACCCCCGUUUUACUUAGCUCAGAAUUGAUAUUUGGUAUUAUCCCGUUACUUAUUCACGCUAAGAACGAUACUAUUCAAAACUCGCAUACAAUUAAAACAAUUUAUAUACUUUUCCUUUUUAUGACAUAUCAACCGUAUAAUACGUGGUGCUUAAAGCAUUUAACGCGUGGUUUUACUAUAUUGUUUUCGAACUUGACACUUUUUUUCGAUAUGUGAAAAGGGACAACCCACAACUAUACAUUUAUAAACUUGCUAGUUCGUGGAAAACAGGUGACCUGCUUCUUUCUGCAGGGGCUACAAUGCCGGCGUCCAUCGCGUUCCUUGACUCAUAGUGGCAGCCCUGGGCAUUUUGUUGUCUUGUCCUGACCCGACACAUUAAAAAUGAUGCAUGCAGUAGCUCUGUAUCACCGGCGUGCGUGUAUAUUAGCAGUUUUAAUAAUGUUGUGUCUCCUAGCAGAGCUGUCUCUUCUUGCUAUAUCACCGGCUCCAUCAGACGGAAAAAUAAUUGGCAGUUUUCCGUCCGCUUGGAGAGCGGCGCUCCGAGGGGAUUUAAAUCCGCGGGUCUCCUCUCGUACAACUAGCAGGUUAUCCGGAUAAGAGCACCGAAUCACAUAGGUUAUUAACAAUAAAACUGGUUGGUGAUUACUUCAAGUUCAGUCAGAUGCGUGCAUCACUCCGUUUGGAUAUUGCGCUGCACAGUCAAAUAAGGGCCGAUGGAAAACUUCAACAAAACAGCACUUAAGACACCUUUUGUGAGAGAGCAGCAGCCCUGGAAACCGGGAGGUGUGGCUGAGAGGAUCAGCCUUCGGCCGCAUCAAGGACGCUCACACACGGCGGAGAGAUACCCAGACUAGCGGCAUCCUUCUCGUCUUCGUAGUUUUCUGGAAGUUUUCUAACUGCGGCAUCUGAUUUUUUAAAAAAAAUAUUUUUUAAUCAAACUAUGCAGUUAGGAGAGCCAGUUUUACCCAGCUCCGCUAUCAAUUUACCCAAGCCGUUUUACAAUCUGUCAUCAGAAAGUAAUAAUAACAACAACAGCAGCAGUAGUCCGGGAUCGGACCCUUUAGAAUUUCAGGAGAUUUCUCGGACAGAAUCUCAUCCCGGGAACGGUCCCAAAAAGUACUUAAGCAGCGGGGUUAACGACAUGCUGAACGAAGGAGAAAGUGACACGUUCACUGGGACUAAAACCGCUCCGGACGGAAGAAAAAGCUCUGCGGUCAUCGGUGAAGAUGACCUGUCCAACGGGCGCCGUUACAAUAUAGAUGAACUUGGUUCUGACAGGUAUUUCCUCUCCUCCUCUCAGACGGCCUCUGAUGUGGCGAAUCCGUGUUCUCUCUUCCCUUACGCUGCUCAGACUGGAACAGUUUAUCCAGGGUCAAAUGGAUCCCGGUACUCCACAUCGCUCCACUAUGGAUCUGUGCUGCCACCGACGGGCUUCUCCUCUGCCGUUUGCGCCUCGCGAAGCCAGUUCGGCGCCGGAUACCAGUUCGGGCAAGGUCCCGGUUGUCUUUAUCCCUCUUACCCGGGUACAAGUUCGGGGAUCGCAUCAGUGCCUAUUCCGGCGGCUGGAGCCGGAACUCGAGCGCAAGUCUACCUCUGCAAUCGGCCGUUGUGGCUCAAGUUUCACCGGCAUCAGACCGAGAUGAUCAUCACCAAGCAGGGCAGACGCAUGUUCCCGUUUCUGAGCUUCAACAUCACCGGACUGAACCCUUCUGCACAUUACAACGUGUUUGUGGAGGUCGUGCUGGCCGACCCGAACCACUGGCGCUUCCAGGGCGGCAAAUGGGUGACGUGUGGAAAGGCCGAUAACAACAUGCAAGGUAAUAAAAUGUACGUCCACCCGGAAUCCCCAAACACCGGAGCGCACUGGAUGCGGCAAGAAAUCUCAUUCGGCAAACUGAAACUGACUAACAACAAAGGCGCAAAUAACAACAACACGCAGAUGAUCGUCCUCCAGUCUCUACAUAAAUAUCAGCCCAGACUGCACAUUGUCGAGGUCAGCGAGGACGGGGUGGAGGACAUAAACAACGAGGCAAAAACCCAGACUUUCACCUUCCCGGAAAACCAGUUCAUCGCUGUCACAGCCUAUCAGAACACUGAUAUCACACAGCUGAAAAUUGAUCACAACCCUUUUGCUAAAGGCUUCAGAGACAAUUAUGACUCGAUGUACACAGCUCCAGAGACCGAUAGGCUAACCCCGUCACCCACCGAUUCGCCACGCUCCCACCAGAUUGUACCGGGGGCCCGGUAUGCCAUGCAACCCUUCUUCCAAGACCAGUUUGUCAACAACCUGCCCCAGAACCGCUUCUAUAAUGGUGAGCGGGCUGUGCCACAGACCAACGGCCUCCUGUCGCCACAGGCCGAGGACGGAGCAGCGGCCGCCACACAGCGCUGGUUCGUGGGCCCUGUCCAGCAGGGCGGCGCCGGUAAGCUGGACCUCCCGUACGAGGGGGACUAUUCAGCGGGAGGCCUGCUGCCAUACGGCAUCAAACCGCUGCCGCUCCAGACCUCUCACGCCCUCGGCUAUUACCCGGAUCCCACGUUUGCCUCCAUGGCUGCUGGUUGGGGCUCCAGGGGCCCUUACCAGCGCAAGGUGGCCACCAGCCUGCCCUGGUCCCCCCGGCCCAGCCCCCCCAGCUUCCCCGAAGACCCACUCUCUGGCAAGGACAAGGCCCGGGAGGAGAGUAGCAGCAGUGGCAGCGGCACCUCCCCGUGGCUGGACACCCCCCACUCCCUGAAAUCCCUGGACUCUGUGGACUCGGGCGUCUACUCCAUGGUGUGUAAGCGGAGGAGGAUGUCGCCCAGCAAUUCGAGCACAGAGAACUCGCCGACGAUCAAAUGCGAGGACCUGACCUCCGAUGAGUAUAACAAGGACAACCCCAAAGGUGUGGGUUACUACGCCUUCUACACCAGCUCUUAAACCGCCCCUUUUACAAACCUGCUCACUCCCGUUGUAUUUCUGUUCUAAAUGCCGCCUUUUAAAGAUGUACUCGACUUUUUUUUUUUUUUUUUGUAUUGUGCCAAAGCUUUUACUGCUCGGAGCAAGUUGCGGAAAUUAACCCCCCCCCCUCCCCGCCAGGUGUGAACAAAUGACUAAGGGUUUUGUUUUGCUUUUUAAUUUUUUUUUUCUUAAAGCAUGCCACCAUUUUUUUGUUUGUUUUUUUGUACAAACUGUCAUUUAUUUAUUAAAGAUUCUUUGCUGUACAGUACUUGUCCACUAUAGAAUGUGAAGUAUCUUGUACAAAAAUGUGUACAUGGAAGUGUUAUAAAUUAGUAAAAAUAAUAAAAAAAAAAUCCUC